Messenger RNA from Ambispora leptoticha, 734 nucleotides. The record is from the annotation of a GenBank genome assembly. Lineage: Eukaryota; Fungi; Glomeromycota; Glomeromycetes; Archaeosporales; Ambisporaceae.
UGUAUUUUCUCGCAAAUGAUGAUGAAGAAGCCUAUCGUUUAAGUAGAUAUCAUGAGGCAUUAAAAGAUAUUUGGGGAGGACCGUUUAAUUCACCUGUUGAAGAGAAAUUGAGACAAGGAGCUCGUGUUAUUGAUAUUGGAUGCGGGACUGGAAUUUGGAUUUUGGAUAUGGCACAACAAUACCCAAAUUCAAAGUUUGUAGGAAUUGAUAUAUCUCCAAUACAGCCAACAGAAAAUCUUCCUCCAAAUGUGAAGUUUAUUCAAUAUAAUGUGUUAGACGGAUUACCAUAUGAGGAUUCGUCUUUCGAUUUCGUUCACGAACAAUUCAUGGUUGCCGCUUUUACGGAAUCACAAUGGGAAGAGAAAGUUAUUCCAGAAAUGAUAAGGAUAGCUCGGCCAGAUGGAUGGGUCGAGAGUCUAGAAGCUGAUUUAAUCACAUCUGGUGGAAGUACUACAAAGAGAGUUCAAAAAUUUAUCCAUAAUUUUAUGAUAUCAAAGGGAAUGAACCCUAUAGUUGGAAAAGAAAUUCCACGCAUUUUUGAAAGUACAAACGCGUUUUCAGAAAUCAAAACUCAACAAAAAACUAUAAAUCUUGGUAAAAAAUAUGGUGAAUCUUCGGAAGAGUCUCUAAAAUUUUAUAUUCGUGGUCUCAACUCUGUUAGAGGCUUUAUAGUGACAUCGAUGAAUAUAAUGCCCGAACAUUAUGAUGCUCUCGUCGAAACAAUAUCUAGAGAG